This is a messenger RNA of Malassezia restricta, 1602 nucleotides long. Its product is annotated as oxidoreductase. Gene Ontology annotation, molecular function: FAD binding; thiol oxidase activity; protein-disulfide reductase activity. NCBI's taxonomy places the organism in Eukaryota, Fungi, Basidiomycota, Malasseziomycetes, Malasseziales, Malasseziaceae. The record is from RefSeq and is a predicted model, not a curated record. Gene Ontology annotation, cellular component: endoplasmic reticulum; endoplasmic reticulum membrane. Bases 1 to 1602 code for a protein of 533 amino acids. The transcript has a single exon. Gene Ontology annotation, biological process: protein folding in endoplasmic reticulum.
AUGCGACUCCCUAUGCUACCACGGGUAGUAGUUGCGUUAUUUGUAUUCGCACAAUUCGGUUUAUCUCAUAACAGUCCGAGUGUGGUGGAGCUGGAUCCAGGUAAGGAAAGUAACUCUGGCCUGCUGCAAGAGGUGCUGGAUCCACUAGGUCGGAUAUCAGCUCAGGAUAGUAACGCCGAAUACAAGCCCAUAUGUCGACCUACCGGGCAGAUUCAAGAUGCGUGCUCAGAUUAUGAAAGCGUUGAGGAGUGGAAUGCGCGACAUAUUUUUCAUCGUCUGGACAAAUUGCGUCAGACGAAGUACUUUCGGUACUUUGUGGUGGACCUGUUCAGGGAAUGUCCUUUUUGGCGAGAAGAUCAGCUGUGUAUAAACAGGGCGUGUACAGUCGAGCGUAUGCAAGAUAUGCCGGAAGAGUUCCGGUCUUACCGAUUAAGUCAAUUGGAACGCUCUGCGGAGGAUAUUGACUUGGAUGCGGAUAAGACCCAGUUUUGUCAGUUGGAUGACCAGGAUAUGACGGAGGAUGCCAUAUUUGUUGACCUGAUGAAAAAUCCUGAGCGAUUCACGGGCUAUGCUGGGGCGAGUGCCAAUCGUGUGUGGCGAAGCAUUUAUGAGGAGAAUUGCUUUGGCGGUGUCAAAUGGACGGAGCCGCCUCGUCAGAAUUCGGGCGACACGUCUCGGUUCCCCAUGCAAAAGCAGAUGUUGGGCACGCUCAAGGGGGUCCCUGCUACGCUGCUCAAUCCUGAUCACCCGCCCACGAAGAGUGGCUCGCUUGAGUCGCUGAUUGACUCGGUCAAAUCACCCGUCGACCCGGCGUCGACAGAGCAGUGCCUGGAAAAGCGGGUCUUUUACCGUGUGAUAUCGGGUCUGCAUGCAUCCAUCUCUAUCCACAUUUGCAACGAGUACCUCGACCCCGAUACCAAGACCUGGGGCCCAGACUUGGGCUGCUUUAUUACGCGUAUUUCGCAGCAUCCAGAGCGACUGCAAAAUGUGUACUUUAAUUAUGUGCUGCUGAUGCGAGCGUUGUCCAAGGCAGGUGAGUACUUGGAGAAGUUUUCGAUGCGGAAGGGCGAUGAGAUUGUGGACGAAGAGUCGAGAAGGCAGCUCAAUGAGUUGUUGCAGGUGGCUCGACAGGGCCGCCCCUCAUUUGAUGAGCACAAGCUCUUUGAGCUGAAUGAUGAUCCGCUGCACAACUAUGAGACGUUGGCGCUCAAGGAGGACUUCCGUCUCCACUUCCGCAACAUUUCGCGGAUUAUGGACUGUGUGGGGUGCGACAAGUGCCGAUUGUGGGGCAAGGUGCAGGUGACAGGUUUAGGUACGGCACUGCGGCUUCUAUUUGCCUUUGAGGCGACGGAGGACCAGCCCCAUAUUGUGUUAGGACGCAAUGAAUUGGUCGCGCUGAUCAACACGGCGCACCGCAUCUCGGAGAGCAUCCAAGCGAUUGAGACGUUCCGCACGAUGUACCAGGAAACGGCGAUGCCUAACAGCCGCAAGAAGACGUCUUCGUACGCAUCUGCUGUGUAUGACUAUGUGACAAGGACGUGGGGCGCCGCCUUCCAAGCGCUCCGCACUCUCGUAGCGGGCCUAGCGGCCGAGGACUUGUAG